Molecule: messenger RNA, 1701 nt
Organism: Ogataea angusta
Lineage: Eukaryota; Fungi; Ascomycota; Pichiomycetes; Pichiales; Pichiaceae
Exons: 1
Coding region: 1-1701 (566 amino acids)
Biological process (GO): transmembrane transport
Molecular function (GO): transmembrane transporter activity
Source: RefSeq, a predicted model, not a curated record
AUGGAUAAUAGUUCUCUUUCGUCGCUAGAUUCCGACGUGGGGCGGUGCGACUCGCUCGAGCAUGUGUCUGGAUACGCACAGACACCAACACUAGCGACCCAGGUGAGCAGAACACGCACAGCCGUGUCGCUGGCCUCCAGUGUCUCGCGCAGCGUCCGACAGAUUGUUGAGCAGGCCCAGGAUGACAACGAGCAGACGGCCUUGGAGCAUCUGGAGCACCAGGACGCGUACGACAAGCUGAACAUCGAAAACAUGGGUAUAAGUAGGGCUAUUAGAAUAGCUACCAAUAGAACUGAUAAGACUCUGGAGGCCCAGGUUUCGGGGCCCGAGACUCCAGAAAAAGAUAAAGGGUAUGCGUGGGUGGUUUGCGGGACGAUCUUCACUGUGUUUCUGUCUACGUGGGGCGCGAACGGCACGUACGGCGUGUUUCUGAACUACUGGAUGCAACACAGCACGUUUCCCGGGGCCAAGUCGACAGACUACGCUCUUGUCGGCAGCAUAGUGCUCGGACUGGCCCAGAUCCUGGCCCCGCCAGCGCAGAUGACCUCCGCCGUCAUUGGCAUCAAGCCGGCCAUGCUGAUAGGCCUGGUUUGCCAGACUCUGGGAUAUAUGCUUGCAUCUUUCUCCACUAAACUAUGGCAGCUCUACCUGACCCAGGGAGUUUUAGUUGGCAUAGGUUUUGCAUUUCUGUACAACCCGUCCAUUGUGACGGUUCCGGACUGGUUCAACAAGAAAAGAGGACUCUCGUUUGGCAUCAUUGCCUCCGCCAGCGGGAUCGGCGGCGUGGUGUUUGCGCUCGCGUCGCAAGGAAUAAUUGCCAAAACCGGGGGCCCGGCCUGGGCGCUCCGUGCUAUGGCCCUCAUAACAUUUUUUUUGAACGCUGUGAGCAUUAUUUUGAUUAGAGAGCGGAUUCCCUCGCAGCGACUCACGACCGUGCACGAGGUCAAGGUCCGGCUCAGCAUUCUGUUCAACAAGGACGUGCUGAAAUACCUGCAGCUCUACGUUAUAGUGUUCUGGUUCGCACUGAUUGUCUCCUGCUACGUGGUGGCUCUGUUUUCGCUGUCCGCGUACGCCAGCUUCAUGGGCCUGUCCGACGCCCAGGGCAGCCAUCUGACUGCGAUUUUCAACGCCUGCCAGGCCGUCGGCAGAGUCGCCAUCGGGUUCACGGCCGAUUACACGGGCCGCGUGAACCUGGCGAUCGUGCUGUCGGUGGUGAUGGUCGUUCUGGUUCUGGCCAUGUGGAUCAAUGCCACCACAGAGCCGUCUAUUUUCGCAUACGCCAUGCUCUCGGGACUCACGUUCGGCGCGUCGUCGGUGCUCAACCAGCCCAUUCUCGCCGACACGCUGCCCCCAGAGCUGUUUCCUGCCGGAUGGAGCUUCCAAGGCGUGGUUUUGGGCUGUUUCACCCUGUUCUGCGAGGUGGUGGCCCUCCAGCUCCGGGACGCGACCAAAUCCAAGCCGUUCAUCAAGGCACAGAUUUUCUGCGGCUGUUUCGCAAUCGGCGGAUUCGUACUGAUCACCAUUGUGCGCGAGUCAAGGGUCCGGACCCUGCUCACCAAAAGACUCAGCGAAACCGAAGAAACGCUCGAGUUCCAGAAGGAAGACGAGGUGCUGGCCAGAAGACACGCGACGUACCACGAACUCCUCACAAAAAGCCCGCUAGGGUUCCUGCUCCGGCUCAUGUACCCAAUCAAGGUGUAG